This is a messenger RNA of Rangifer tarandus platyrhynchus (Svalbard reindeer), 306 nucleotides long. Lineage: Eukaryota; Metazoa; Chordata; Mammalia; Artiodactyla; Cervidae. The record is from the annotation of a GenBank genome assembly.
AUGCUACUGGUUUACCACCUUCUCUGUAACCACGUGCCUCCUGCAAGACCCAGGGCUCCCAGACAGAUGUGGCCCCUAGCAGGGCCUGCCCCCGUCUGCAGGACGUCCCCUUACAGCAGGGCUCCUGUACUAUUUGCCUUCGACCCACCUCUCCGCUGGCCAAGCCAAAGACCAGGGGAGGACCUGGAGGGCACCGCCCUGCCAGCCAGCCAAGAUCAUCAGGUGCUAAAGCAUCAAACGGGUGCCCAUGAGGCCACCGCCAGCCUGAGUUUGUAUGUUUAUGAAACCAAGGAAGCCAUAUCUUAA